AUGGCAGGAUUCAAACAGUUGUUGUAUUACACUUUUCGUGUGCUGCACAUGAUUGUGAACAAUAUCAUGGCCAUUCCUGCCUUUACUGUUUGGAUUAUUCUUCUUUCACCACUGAGGAAACUGCAACCUAGUUUGUACUGGCAGAUAGAGAGAAUUCUUUUCAAGGCAAUCUUAAGUUUUGUGGUGAUGUGGACGAAUUCUGGGGGAUAUAAAAUCAUAGAGUCAGGGGACGACCUUGCGACCCUGCAUGAUAAGCGAGUCCUGUUACUAGUCAACCACCAGUCCACGGCCGACAUUCCGUGCGUGAUGUCUGCAUUGCUGCCAAAGUCGAAUGUGAUUGGACAGAUCAUGUGGAUAAUGGACUACAUUUUAAUCUACACCAACUUUGGCUGGGUCGCCUUUCUGCAUGGGGAUUUCUUUAUACAGCAGGGAAAAGAAUACAGGGAUAGCCAACUUGAUUUGCUCAAGCGACAUUUGUUGGACGUGUAUUUGCCGACAGACAAGCGCUGGAUUGUACUUUUUCCUGAAGGGGGUUUUCUCUACAAGCGAAGACCAAGGAGUCAGGCUUUUGCAGAGAAGAAUGGCCACCCAGUGCUGAACAAUGUGGCCCUGCCAAGGAUAGGAGCCAUGAAUACAAUCAUAGACACACUCUCAGGACCAGCACAGAAGUCUGCAGACGAGCCCAGUAGGAAGCUAGAGUGGGUGGUGGACAUGACCCUCGGGUACCCUAAAGGGGAGGCUCUCGACAUGCCAGGUAUAUGCAUCGGUUGGUGGUCGCCUAGAAACAUACACAUACACUACAGGGCGUAUCCCAUAGCAGACAUUCCCGUAACGUGUGAUGCUCAACAACAGUGGUUGUACGAUCGAUACACAGAGAAAGAAGCGCUCCUGGAGCAUUUUUACCUGCAUCAUGAGUUUCCUGACAUGUCUCUGCAAGAAAAAAGAAAUCUGCCGAUGAUGAAUCAACGUGAAGUUCCCUUUGAUCGGGUCUGGUUCCUUAUUGCCUAUGCAUUUUACGCAGUUUCAGCAUAUGUUUUCUGGAUUUAUAUUUAUUACCCUAUGUGGUCAUUGAUUUCUUCUCUAGUCAGCUAUAUUUUCUAGUCAAAUUUUAUUUUUAAGGAUUCUGUUUCAAAUGUUCUUGAAUUUUCUUUUUAAUGUUUUAUGAUGUUCACAAAGUAUUAUUUUAACACUAUUCUAUCAUGUCUUUUCAAUAAUUUGCCUUACAUGUUUUUGACUGUCAAUUUAUCUAUUGCACUAACAAUUUGUAUGUCAUGCCCGUAAAUCACAUAUUUCUAUACAUGUGUAUUUUUUAACUUUACUGAAAUGUUUACUUGAGUUGUAAUGAAAUACAUUUCAUUGAUUAUUUUAAAAAAGUCAUUAGUAAGUAGUUAAAUUUAUUGCAAUAUAUAUAAUGUAAUUUUUUAAAUGCUUUUAUGUGGUUUAAUGGGAAAUAUUAGUGAUUUUAAAGACAUAAAUCACUGUUUCAAAAUAAAUUGAUUACAUUGAAAAUUACCAAUAACGAGUUCACUGUUUUACUGUCAGAUUGAUUCUAUUGUUUACAAUAUGACAUCAUUAGUCCACUAAAAUAAUAGGUAAAUGACACAUUAAAUAAAAUAAUGAUUUUUAUUAACUGGUGAUUGCCAUUAUUUAGAACAUUGUUAUACCAAAUUCUUUAUUAUUUCAAAUUAUUAUUUUGGUGCUGACUUUUUCCUUCAUAAUUUAAUUUGAAAUUAUUAUUUCAAUUCUAAGUCUGCAUUAUCGAUUUACUGCUAUUUUAAACCCAUUAUCCAGUCCUAUCUUCACUUUUAAUUGUCACUAACAAUAGUUGUUCUUAAUUUAAGCGUGUUAAGCUUUUGCUAAAACAAGUUUGGAUGGAAAGAUUUUGAUAAAAUAUUUUUUAUGUAUAUGUUUACAAGUUGAACUUCAUGACAUUUAAAGAAUAAGUCAAUAUUGAUGAUAUGGGGUAAUUAUAAUAAUAAUGAUAACAAUUAUAAAAAAAAGAUGUUGUUUUUACAGAUAUGUACAUGACCGAAUCACCUUGUGUUUAGAGGUCAAAAACAAAUAUAUAAUUGUAUUUGAAUGGAUUAUACAGAAAUAUUCUAUUAAAAUAUUUGUUAUUACAAAGUAAUUUUGGUUGUCUGGCGACUUCCAAACAAUGAGGUUUGACUAUAUUAUUGAUAUUACUCAAUGUUUCAUUUUUAGCUCAUCUAUUUUUUGAAAAAAAAUUAUGAGCUAUUGUCAUCACCUUGGCGUCGGCGUUGGCGUCCGGUUAAGUUUUGCGUUUAGGUCCACUUUUCUCAGAAAGUAUCAAUGCUUUUGCAUUCAAACUUGGUACACUUACUAACUAUCAUGAGGGGACUGGGCAGGCAAAGUUAGAUAACUCUGGCGUGCAUUUUGACAGAAUUAUGUGCCCUUUUUAUACUUAGAAAAUUGAAAAUUUUGGUUAAGUUUUGCGUUUAGGUCCACUUUUCUCAAAAAGUAUCUAUGCUAUGGCAUUUAAACUUGGUACACUUACUUACUAUCAUAAGGGGACUGGGCAGGCAAAGUUAGAUAACUCUGGCGUGCAUUUUGACAGAAUUAUGUGCCCUUUUUAUACUUAGAAAAUUGAAAAUUUGGUUAAGUUUUGUGUUUAGGUCCACUUUAUUCCUACAGUAUCAAAGCUAUUGCUUUCAUACUUGCAACACUUAUUAACUAUCAUAAGGGGACUGUGCAGGCAAAGUAAUGUAACUCUGACUGGCAUUUUGACAGAAUUAUGUGCCCUUUUUAUACAUAGAAAAUUGAAAAUUUGGUUAAGUUUUGUUUUGGUCCACUUUACCCCUAAAGUAUCAUAGAUAUUGCUUUCAUACUUGGAACACUCGCAAACUAUCAUAAGGGUACAGUAAAAGGACAAGUUGCAUAACUCUGGUUGUCAUUUUUACGGGAUUAGGGCCCUUUUUUGACUUAGUAACUUUGAAUAUAUGGUUAAAUUUUGUGUUUCGAUCCACUUUACUUCUUAAGUGACUCAAGGCUAUUGCUUUCAAACUUCAAAUACUUUCAUGCUAUCAUGAGGUUACUGUACCUGGCAAGUUGAAUUUUACCUUGACCUUUGAAUGACCUUGACUCUCAAGGUCCAAUUAUUAAAUUUUGCUAAAAUUGCCAUAACUUGUUUAUUUAUGAUUAGAUUUGAUUGAUACUUUGUCAAAACUACUCUUACCUGACAUACCACAAUAGACUCCACCCA
Messenger RNA from Dreissena polymorpha, 3220 nucleotides. Its product is annotated as acyl-CoA:lysophosphatidylglycerol acyltransferase 1-like. The record is from RefSeq and is a predicted model, not a curated record. NCBI's taxonomy places the organism in Eukaryota, Metazoa, Mollusca, Bivalvia, Myida, Dreissenidae. The transcript is spliced from 5 exons. Gene Ontology annotation, molecular function: acyltransferase activity. Gene Ontology annotation, cellular component: endomembrane system. The coding region runs from base 1 to 1101 and encodes 366 amino acids.